This is a messenger RNA of Naegleria lovaniensis, 1704 nucleotides long. RefSeq lists its product as uncharacterized. Lineage: Eukaryota; Heterolobosea; Eutetramitea; Acrasida; Naegleriidae. The record is from RefSeq and is a predicted model, not a curated record. Gene Ontology annotation, molecular function: protein binding. The transcript is spliced from 4 exons. The coding region runs from base 1 to 1704 and encodes 567 amino acids.
AUGGCCACACAAGAAUGUUUGGAUGAAUUCAUUCAAAAAGGAAAUCAAUUAGUAUUUGAGAACAAGUAUGAGGAAGCCAUUGAAAUGUUUACUCGUGCCAUUGAUUUGGAUCUGGAUAAUCCUUUCAUUUAUGAUAUGAGAGCUUCGGUUUAUAUAUUAAUGGAUGAGUAUGAAAAAGCUGUUAGAGAUUCGGAACAAGCCAUCGAAUUAAAACCUUCAUGGCCACAACCCUAUUUCCGAAAAGGCCUUGCUCUCUCACUUUACGGAGAUUUAGAAGAAGCCAUUGCAAUUUUGAAUGCUGGAUUGGAAAUUGCUCCCACUCAUGCUUCCAUGAACAAGUUGAGGCAUGAUUUAAUUGAAAUUAUGAAAAAACAUGAAGAUGAACAUGAUCAUCAUCCUCAUGAACCACAAAUGUCUGCAUUUUCUCUUGGUGUUGAAGAUUUGGAACCAUUCAGUGAAGAAGAAAAAUUACCGGUAACAAUUUUAUGUGGAUUUUUAGGAGCAGGCAAGACAACUUUAUUGAACUACAUUUUGAAAAAUAAGCAAGGACUUAAAGUAGCGGUCAUUGUGAAUGAUAUGAGCGAAGUGAAUAUUGAUGUCGAAUUGGUCAAACAAACGAGUACACUUUCUAGAACGGAGGAGAAAAUGGUUGAAAUGACUAAUGGAUGUAUUUGUUGCACACUACGAGAAGAUUUAUUACAAGAGGUGGCAAAACUUGCCAAACAGAAAAAGUUUGACUAUCUACUUAUAGAAUCAACUGGUAUUGCAGAGCUGCUUCCAAUUGCUCAAACUUUCUUUUUCCAAGACAAUUAUGGAAAAAUGCUUUCACACUACACAAAAUUAGAUACACUCGUCACACUGGUGGAUUGCUUUAAUUUCAUGAAAGAUUAUUCUAGUGAUGACACUCUCAGCUCUAGACAUAUGGGUAUUAACGAGAGUGAUAAUAGAAAUGUCGUUGAUUUGCUAUUGGAUCAAAUUGAUUUUGCGAAUGUAAUUAUUCUCAACAAGACUGAUUUAAUUAGUGAAGAAAAACUCCACAAAUUGGAAGCCAUUAUUCGAAAGCUAAAUCCCGACGCCACAAUUUUGAAAAGUCAAUACUCUCAAAUCGAUUUAAAAUCCAUAUUGAAUACUGGACUUUUCAAUUAUGAAAAGGCACUCAAAUCACCAGGAUGGGUCAAGGAAUUACAAAAAGAACACACUCCAGAAACUGAAGAAUAUGGAAUUAGUUCUUUUGUUUAUCGAAGACGAAGACCAUUCAUGCCAACGAGACUCUAUGACAGUAUUCAAAAUGAAAAAUUGAGAGGAAUCAUUCGCUCGAAAGGUUUUUUUUGGCUUGCCAGUGACAAUUCCACACUUUAUGAAUGGUCUACUGCGGGUCCUACUUUUUCGUUUGCUCCAAAAUCAGUGUGGUUUGCUUCUCUUUCGGACGAACAACAGCAUGAGCGAUUUUCACAGGAACAAAUUGAGCACAUUAUGAAGGAAACUAAAUUUGAGGGAGAAUAUGGAGAUCGAAGACAAGAAAUUGUAUUCAUUGGAAAUAAUAUGAAUAAGGAGGAAUUGAUACAAACGUUGGAUUCAUGUUUGCUCACGGAUGAAGAGAUGUCUAGUGGAAAUAUGCAAGAUUGGGAAGAGAAUUACGAGAAUCCUUUUAGAGCGUUCAUUCAAGAGCAACAACAUCAGAAGAAGCACAGUGAUUCUUAUUAA